This is a messenger RNA of Botrytis byssoidea, 936 nucleotides long. RefSeq lists its product as uncharacterized. Gene Ontology annotation, cellular component: membrane. The transcript is spliced from 3 exons. The coding region runs from base 1 to 936 and encodes 311 amino acids. Gene Ontology annotation, molecular function: signaling receptor activity. The record is from RefSeq and is a predicted model, not a curated record. NCBI's taxonomy places the organism in Eukaryota, Fungi, Ascomycota, Leotiomycetes, Helotiales, Sclerotiniaceae.
AUGUCGACUCGUCAACGAAGACCAUCGACGACAUCGACCACAGAACUUCUUUUCGAAACAGCCAAAAAUAUUGAAAGGAGAGCUGAAAAUUCUCUUACAGUACUUUGGGAUGAUCUUCCCUCGUGGCAACAAGACAAUCAUUACAUCAGAUCUGGUUAUCGACCUGCAACAUCAUCUUUCCAAAAGUCCUUUGCAUCCCUGGGUUACGUUCACAACGAAUCAGUCAAUAUCUAUUCGCACUUGAUUGGAGCCGUAGUAUUCACACUUUCGGGAUUUCUCUUAUAUGCAAUCAUUAAGCCUAGAUAUGCAUCCGCUGAAAUCGCUGAUGUUCUAGCAUUUAGUUGCUUUUUUGCAGGAGCUGCAUUAUGCCUUGGGAUGUCGGGGACUUAUCAUACUAUCUCUAAUCAUUCUCCCACUGUUGCUAAGUUUGGCAAUAAGUUAGAUUAUUUGGGGAUCGUUUCUCUCAUCACUGGAAGUGUUAUCCCUGGGAUCUAUUAUGGUUUGUAUUGUCAUCCACAUCUAUUCGAAUUUUACUCCACAAUUACGGGUGUCCUUGGAGGUAUUUGUGCAGUUGUAGUCAUGCUUGAAAGAUUCAGAACUCCUGCUUGGAGACCUUAUCGAGCAGGUAUCUUUGUGGCUCUGGCGCUUUGCGGAGCCGUCAUUCCUAUACUGAAUGGGAUACAACUUUAUGGAUUCCAUGCAAUGCGUGAACGAGCGGGCUUGACAUGGUUACUACUAGAAGGAUUCUUUUACAUUCUUGGUGCUUCAUUAUACGCGGCUCGAUGGCCUGAACGGACCUCACCAGGUUCUUACGAUAUUUGGGGAAGCUCUCAUCAAAUAUUUCAUAUGCUCGUCCUUGCGGCAGCUGCUUCACAUUUGUACGGCUUGACUAUAGGUUUCGAUUAUUAUCACAACGGUCUUGGACUGAAAUGUUGA